GAUGAGGCGCCGAAAUGAACUGGUUGCUGCUUAUUGAAACUUACUGGGAGCAGAUGCGAAAAGAUGCUUCACCCUCAUCUAACCUCUCGUGGAUCGGUUCACUUCUCUUUAAAUCUUCCAGGAAUGCAUGAUACACAACCUGAAAAUACUGCAUCAAACAUUUACAGAUUCACAACGAAAAUAACCGAACAUUCAUUUGCCAUAUGUGUUUAAUUGAAUUCGUUAUAAAAACGUUGACUUCGAUAAGAAGACAACAGAGGAAUCUAGCAACUGCUUGUUGAUGGCACUACGCGCCGGGAGGACUUGGUUUGGGCAGGUUUUGCGCAGAGUUUCUAGGCUGCAGGGCUCGUGGUCCCGGAGAUCGAGCAGUCUCCUGUGUCUUUCUGCGAACCCGGAGCAGGAUCUGGGGACCUGUUACAGGGAUCACACUCUUAGCAAUCUCCACUACUGCUCCUCCGUCCAGCGCACCCACCGUCACCAACACGCGCCAGUCUGUCCCUCCUCUUCCAGCCGCUGCCAACGCUUUCCCGAUUGCUGCGCAGCCUUCCCGGGGGAUACGAGGGGACAUGAGCCCCUCACUCGCCGGAUCCUGGUGGUCAUGAAGCGGCAGAACGUGCGGACCUUGUCCCUGAUCAUCUGCACGUUCACGUACCUGCUGGUCGGGGCCGCGGUGUUCGAUGCCCUGGAGUCAGAUUUCGAGAUGCGGGAGAAAGAACAGCUGGAGGCAGAGGAGAAGCGUCUCCAAGGGAAAUAUAACAUUAGCGAGGACGACUACCGCAAACUGGAGACCAUCAUUAUGGAGGCCGAGCCCCACAGGGCUGGGGUUCAGUGGAAAUUUGCUGGAUCUUUUUACUUUGCCAUCACAGUCAUCACCACCAUAGGUUAUGGCCAUGCAGCUCCCGGCACAGACGCGGGGAAGGCCUUCUGCAUGUUCUAUGCCGUCCUGGGGAUACCCCUGACCCUGGUCAUGUUCCAGAGCCUGGGCGAGAGGAUGAACACCUUCGUCAAGUCCCUCCUGAAGCGCAUCAAGAAGUGCUGUGGCAUGCGCAUCACCGACGUUUCCAUGGAGAACAUGGUGACGGUGGGGUUCUUCUCCUGCAUCGGGACGCUGUGCAUCGGGGCGGCCGCCUUCUCCCACUACGAGGACUGGAGCUUUUUCCAGAGCUACUACUACUGCUUCAUCACACUGACUACCAUCGGCUUCGGGGACUUUGUGGCUCUGCAGAAGAACCGGGCCCUGCAGCGGAGGCCCCUGUACGUGGCCUUCAGCUUCAUGUACAUCCUGGUGGGCCUGACUGUCAUAGGAGCCUUCCUCAACCUGGUGGUGCUGAGGUUCCUGACCAUGAACAGUGAAGACGAGAGGCGGGAUGCCGAGGAGAGGGCCUCGCUGGCGGGGAACAGAAACAGCAUGAUCAUCCAUAUCCAGGAGGAGACACUGGGGAGAGGAGGAGGUGCCAGGAGGAGGCGCAGGGAAACGCAGGGCCAGUACUGCGCCGAGGUCACCGACCUGCCUUCUGUAUGCUCCUGCAUGAACUACCACUCACAUGAGUUUGGUAGCUGUGGGGGAGGGAUGGGAGGAGGGAUAGGGGGCGGAGGGAUGGGCUGUGCCUUCUCCCACCAGAACUCCUUUAGUUCCCAGUUGAACCCCCACCAGUACUUUCACUCGGUGUCGUACCGCAUCGAGGAGAUCUCUCCCAGCACCCUAAAGAACAGCUUCUUCCCCUCGCCCAUCAGCUCAGUCUCCCCAGGCCUCCACAGCUUCACAGACAAUCACCGACUCAUGAAGAGAAGGAAAUCUAUCUGAGCCUACAUGUUGCAUUUCAAUGUUUUAGCCUAAAUGCUAAAACGUUGAAUUGGAACAGAUCAUCAGACUGGGUUGGCCUGUCUACACAGACAACUCCUAGCUUUCCUUUUUUUAUAUACAAGUACAAUGCAUCUCCAAUGCUGCUCCAAACCAAAUCUCAUUUUAGCACUUUUGUUUUGUUUCUUUUGGUUGGUCUAAGGAUAUAAUAUAUUGAAGCGAUUCACAGGGAUUGAUUGAAGAGGAAGGAGCGUUGGAAAGAAAUGGCAAACUUGUUGGACAUGAAUUAUUACAUUCAUUUCUUGUGAGAGAUUCAAAGCAUGAAGCAUGGAUACUUAUUGUCCCAGGCAAUUGUCCCAUCAGAGAAAUACUAACCAGAACCAACAGAUCUUGUUAUACAUUUUCUUAUUGCCGGCUCACAAAGAUAAUAUAGCACCUUGGUAACAAUGUACCAAAUGAUGCACACUUAGCAUUAUAAGGGGGAUAUGUAUUUUUAUUAUGUGAGCAUGCCUGUUUCACCUUAACUUAAAAUGAUUGCAGUUAAGUGCUUUUCCUCCAUUGCAUCAUUGCAGACAGAGAUGAUACAAUUUGAAAUGACAUCAGGUAUUAUUUUCUAUAAGCAAUUCUAGGGAAACAAAUGUAAAUGAUUUGUUCACAGAACAUCAUGCCAACAUAUUGUUGCCAAUCUUAGCAUGUGCAUUAGAUGUCAUCAAAUGAGUGUGCCAUAAUUAUUUUAUUUCUUUUGUUAAUUUUUUUAAACAGCAGAUUUGUAUUAUUAUGGUUUGUGUCUAUAGAUGUUUUCUUUCUGGAUUUCAGAUUUUUUAAAAAUAUAUAAUUCAAGAAAAUGUCAGUGUAAAAUAUGAGGAUGUGAAAAGGAAUAAGCACGGAUUUGAAGGCUUUCCAGUUUGAAAAAGUUGCUAUGUGCAUGUACUUUGUGAAACUGGUAUGCAUAUAGAUGAAUGGGGAAAAAUAAUAGCCUUGCAAUUGAAAUUCAUUUUGAUAGGAAAUAAUCCUAAUAAUUAUUUAAAAGAUACUUUAUUUAUUUAGCCACUUAAAAGUAAUGAUGUAUAGUGUAGGCUGAACAGUUUAUUCGCUUUUCCAUCAUUUUUUCAUUCAGAAAAAUUGUACAAUAACCUUUGGUCUCAGGUUUUGAAUGGAUAGCCUCUUCAGGUUCUGCUCCCCGAAUCAAAUAACAGAAUAAAUCCCAUAAAUGCGAAUGCACCUGCCAAACAAAACAAUACAUAUUAAUUAAUUUAAAAAAAAUAGUACUCAUUUUCCAGGAAAAGGAUAUUGAGAUGCAUCAUCUUACUAAGGGAAACUUCCUGUACUAUAGAGUAGCGUGGGUUCAGUGUGCACGCACGCACACACACACACACACACACACACACACACACACACA
Oncorhynchus tshawytscha (Chinook salmon) is the source of this 3200-nucleotide messenger RNA. Its product is annotated as potassium channel subfamily K member 9-like. The record is from RefSeq and is a predicted model, not a curated record. Gene Ontology annotation, biological process: stabilization of membrane potential; potassium ion transmembrane transport. NCBI's taxonomy places the organism in Eukaryota, Metazoa, Chordata, Actinopteri, Salmoniformes, Salmonidae. The transcript has 2 exons. Gene Ontology annotation, molecular function: potassium ion leak channel activity. The coding region runs from base 281 to 1804 and encodes 507 amino acids. Gene Ontology annotation, cellular component: membrane.